This is a messenger RNA of Pieris macdunnoughi, 231 nucleotides long. NCBI's taxonomy places the organism in Eukaryota, Metazoa, Arthropoda, Insecta, Lepidoptera, Pieridae. The record is from the annotation of a GenBank genome assembly.
AUGGCUGAUGUGAAAAGGUUGCUUGAAGAAGGACUUAAUAAUAUAAAUCAGUUAAAAUGGAAGAACUGUGUUGAACACAUAAUGAAAGAGGAACAAAAAUUAAAUAGACUGGACGACAGUAUUGAUAAAACUGUAGACAGUUUUAUAAUAAAUGUAACAGACUCGUGCACAUCCUCAUCAUCAGAAAACGAUUGGGGAACUGACACUGAUGAACGUGACAUCCUUGUUUAA